This is a messenger RNA of Helianthus annuus (common sunflower), 1013 nucleotides long. RefSeq names its product protein Dr1 homolog. Gene Ontology annotation, molecular function: protein heterodimerization activity. The record is from RefSeq and is a predicted model, not a curated record. The transcript is spliced from 6 exons. NCBI's taxonomy places the organism in Eukaryota, Viridiplantae, Streptophyta, Magnoliopsida, Asterales, Asteraceae. Bases 288 to 770 code for a protein of 160 amino acids.
AACUAAAUCUCAACAUCAACCACCACUCUCACCCUUCUCGCGUGUCACCUACGCAACCCCAAAUCAUCGUCCACCUGACGUGGCCCACACCUGGUCAACACGCCACGCCUUUAACGCGCGUGGCUAAUCCUUGCCCUAAUCGCCUGCAAACUUCCCCCUCUAUAUCGAACCACCAUCAUCAUGCUUCAUCGUCUUCAUCUCCGAUCCUUGUUUUCCGAUCGAAAAUUAUCGACAUCUCAUUCGUCCUUCCUCCGUUGAUGCGCGAUUUUGAUCUUAUUGAGUGAAAAAUGGAUCCUAUGGAUAUUGUUGGCAAGACAAAAGAGGAUGCUUCUCUCCCAAAAGCUACUAUGACUAAGAUAAUUAAGGAAAUGUUACCUCCCGACGUACGCGUUGCAAGAGAUACUCAAGAUCUAUUGAUCGACUGUUGUGUCGAGUUCAUCAAUCUGGUUUCGUCAGAGUCAAAUGAAGUGUGUAGCAAAGAAGAUCGUAAAACAAUUGCACCAGAGCAUGUACUCAAGGCAUUACAGGUUCUCGGUUUUGGGGAAUACAUAGAAGAUGUUUAUGCUGCAUACGAACAACACAAACUCGAAACAAUGGACCCCGUGAGAGGUGGAAAGUGCGCGAAUGUAAGAGAGAUGACAGAAGAAGAAGCGGCGGCAGAGCAGCAGCGGAUGUUUGCAGAAGCACGAGCUAGAAUGAAUGGCGUUGCCCCCACCGUAUCCGUAACCAAACCACCAGAAGUGGAUCCUUGUUUGGAAGCCAACUCUUAGUUAAUUGUAAAUAGGUAAUUAACCUUUGUUAAUCUUUUCUUAAUCAUGUACAAAGUCUGCUGCUAGGCUUAGUUAUCACUUAUCAGUUCGAAUGUUAGUUUUUUUUUUUCUGUUUUGUCUAUAUGUUUUGGUGUAAGUAGUAAGAUUUUAGUUGGUAGAUUAGGAUUUUUUUAACUAAUAAUUUGAUGUAGAAUUUUUGUUGGUUUUUAUAUGUAUUGUAAAUCCAGGUUAAAAUGGAAACUA